Kwoniella shivajii is the source of this 486-nucleotide messenger RNA. RefSeq lists its product as uncharacterized. Bases 1 to 486 code for a protein of 161 amino acids. The record is from RefSeq and is a predicted model, not a curated record. Gene Ontology annotation, biological process: protein dephosphorylation. NCBI's taxonomy places the organism in Eukaryota, Fungi, Basidiomycota, Tremellomycetes, Tremellales, Cryptococcaceae. The transcript has 2 exons. Gene Ontology annotation, molecular function: protein tyrosine phosphatase activity.
AUGCCAUCGAUAUCCCCACAGAAGCUAGAAAGGGUAUUCGAUAUACUUGCUGAGAGAGAGACAGCAAGACUACAAGCAUCCCAAUCGUCAAUAUCACAUAGAUUGGACAGAGUGUCUGAGAAACUUGCUAAGAGAGAUGCGUCGAGUAUACCAUCGUCUCAAGCACCUCGUCCAUCAGACGAACAAUCAUUUUAUUCAGUCCGCAACUCGAUCCAGCAUAGACAAGAUAACCGAUACUCGAAUAUUCUAGCUUAUGAUCGUACAGCUGUGUCUGUAGAAGGAAAAUACCUGAACGCAAAUGUGGUGAGCGAUGGUAAAGGUGGCACAUGGAUAGCUGCGCAGGCACCCCCACCUCGCGCUUUCGACACGUUCUUUCGAGCGCUAUACACCGGUGCAGCUACCGGCAGAAAAUCCAAGAAUGUCAUGGUGAUUCAGCUCACAGGAUGGGAAGAAAGAGGAAUGAUCAAAGCAGAUCCAUACAUGUAA